AUGCACGAGCGCAAGGACCGCAACUCUUUGCCGUCCCUUCGUCCCCAGUGUUGGCCACCAGAACAUUGGAACAUUGACAUCGCACCAGAUGCCCCCGACGCUACAGCAUCCCGUUGGUGCCAAAUAAAAAAGCGAUGGCCUAGACACAAUCCUUGGACCCGACGGUUGAAACCUCGCAACAUACCCCAGAUGAAAAACAAACCAGGGGAACGGGCCAAUAUCAGGUACGCACAUUCAAUUGCGAGGCUCGCUGCAUGGAAGCUUGAGACGUCCAUUCUUUCUGAUGAUGAGCAGCCCAUCGCCACCCGUGAAAUCUCCUUGUGGGUAGUCCUUAUCGACGGAUCGGAGAUAAGACCAGGGAGCGGCAGUACGACGCGUGCUCCAUCGCGUCUUCGCCCUCACCGCCUUCACUUUAUGAAUGGCGAAAUCUAUGACCGUCGGCAUUGCCCUUAUACCAUCCACCAACACUCCACGAUUGCUUGUGCCUGUGUGAGGUUGUCACGGCCUAUGCCGCCCGAGAGAAUGCGCGUUGCGCCACAAUCCGGCCUUUAA
Molecule: messenger RNA, 552 nt
Organism: Penicillium olsonii
Lineage: Eukaryota; Fungi; Ascomycota; Eurotiomycetes; Eurotiales; Aspergillaceae
Source: the annotation of a GenBank genome assembly